Messenger RNA from Paramecium pentaurelia, 557 nucleotides. The record is from the annotation of a GenBank genome assembly. Lineage: Eukaryota; Ciliophora; Oligohymenophorea; Peniculida; Parameciidae.
AUGGAAACUUUCAAGAUGGUCUAGAAUGUGCUCUUUUGUCAUAAGUAUACCAUGUGUAAUGCACUUUCUCCAUUGGUGUUUCCAUACUUAAAAAUAUUAAUACCCAGGGAUUCUUCAUAUCAUUAGGUAGUUUGUUUUUCUUAAGAUUUUUUCAGAUCUUUCUUCUUCUUUAUCCAAGUAUUCAACUCCUUUCUGAAUGUCUUCUACAAAGGAUUCGAUUUCUUAAUAUUCAUUUAUAAAUUCUGGAUUUCGAUAUAUGAAUUAUAACCAAAGAUGAGGGCCAUUAGAAUAGCAGGUUUCUUCCAUAGGUUGAUCCAGAUUUUUAUCAAUUAGUUUUUUGGCGAAUUGAUAAAAGUAAACAAGGGUUUGAUGAUCUUGAAAUUGAACUUUUCUUUGGAUUGUGUCUUCUUUUACAACUUUGAAAUGUUAAAGUAUAAAUUUAUAUUUAAAUAUUCUUUAGUUCAUUGAAUCUAAUUAUAUUUUCUCCCAUUAUUGACGAAAAUAAGUUUGAUAAUGAUUAAUAAAAAUAUUUUAAAUAAUAAAACGCUUAAACCUGA